Indicator indicator is the source of this 1908-nucleotide messenger RNA. It is a transcript of the gene EFCC1, whose product is annotated as EF-hand and coiled-coil domain containing 1. The record is from RefSeq and is a predicted model, not a curated record. Lineage: Eukaryota; Metazoa; Chordata; Aves; Piciformes; Indicatoridae. Bases 1 to 1908 code for a protein of 635 amino acids. Gene Ontology annotation, molecular function: calcium ion binding. The transcript is spliced from 8 exons.
AUGGAGCCGGCGGAGGGCUGGGACCCGUACGGGCGGCCGGCGCGGCGCACGCAGUGGCUGGUGAGCGCCCUGGCCUACCACUACGGGCUGGACCGCGGCGUGGAGAACGAGAUCGUGGUGCUGGCCACCGGCCUCGACCAGUACCUGCAGGAGAUCUUCCACCACCUGGACUGCGCCGGGGCGGGCAGGAUCCCCGGCGAGGAUUUCCGGACGCUGUGCCAGGUGCUGGGGCUGGAGGAGGCGGCUGAGGCGGCGGCGGACCCCGAGGAGUGCGCGGGGCUGUGGGAGGGCCUGGCCCCCGAGCUCACCUUCCGCCAGUUCCACGCCCGCCUCUGCGGCUACUUCAGCACCAAGGCGGGCAGCGGCCCCCGCUGUGCCGUGCCGCGGCUGCCGCUGGGCCGGGAGAGCGAACACAUCGAGACCCAGAUCCGCCUGCGCAGCCCCCGCCGCCGCCGCCGCCUCCGGGAGCCGCCCGCGCCCGCCGCGCCCGGGAGACCCACGGGGGAGGCGGCUGCGGAACGGCCUCCGGCGGGGCCCUGCUCGCGGGAGUGCUACGAGGAGAUCGUGGCACUGGAGCAUGCCGAGGACCGCAUCGCCAAGCUGGAGGAGGAGAACGGCAGCCUGCGGGAGCUGGUGGAGGACAUGCGGGCUGCCCUGCAGAGCAGCGAUGCUCGCUGCUUGGCCCUGCAGGUAGGACUGCGGAAAAGCCAUGCUAGCCAUAAGGAAGAGGGGACCUGUUUCAUAGGGAGUAAGAAACUGCUAACCCACAACCAUUCUCAGCCCAAGUGCCUUCAGAGUGUUCUGAAGGAAGUUGAACUCAUCCGGAGCUCCAGAGAUGGGCAAAUUGAAGAAGCAAUCAGGUUCAAUCAAGAGUUGGAAAGAGAGCUGAAGAGCUCUCAGGAAGCUCUGGUCAGUCUGGAAGACUGCAACCGUAACCUGAAGAGGGAACAAGCAGAGAUGAGGAAGAAGGUUGAAGAGGCAAGGCAUGCUGUUCUUAACAGCCUUGGCAAGGUGAAGGAGCUGGAAGUGAAAGCCAACGAGGUGCCACAUCUGCAGACACACAUUCAGCAGCUGGAGUCGGAACUGCAGCACUAUAGGUCAGAAGUGGUGAGAUUUGAGCUUCCCUCCAGAAGCAGCCCUGGGCAGAGGGAGGGAGGAGCAGGACCUGAUGGGAGGUACUGCCUGCCUGGUGUCCAGCCAGACCGGCGAUCUCCCACCGGCGGAGCGGGCACCUCGGAGAACGCAGAGGAUCAGCUGUUUCGCUCGGUGGAGGGCCAGGCUGCCUCUGAUGAAGAGGAAGAGAAGUGGGGAGGAGACCAGCCAGCCCAGGUGGACCAGAUGAAGAAAAUCCUGGCCAAGCUCCCUUGCUGUGGCAGUGGGUGUGAUGAAAAAAUGUGGAAGAAGCUAAUGUCUUACUUGGAGACCACCAGUCCUGAUGGCCACGAAACAGUCCCUGCAGAGCUUACAGAGAGAAUCACACAGCUAACCCAGCAGCUUCAGCUCAAAGGGCAUAAGGUGAAAACACUGGAAACAAAUAUGGAAGAGGUGAGAGGCCCACUGCUAGGUGAACUGCAGCAAAAGGUGGAGGAGACUGAACUGCUGAAGAUGGAGCUGCAGAUGUUGGAGACUGAGAGAGUUAGGCUGUCACUGGUGGAAGAAAAGCUCAUGGAUGUCUUACAGCUUCUUCAACAGCUUCGAGACUUGAACGUGUCCAAGCGAGCCCUGGGGAAAAUCUUGCUGAGCACUUUGGAAUCCUGCCCUGACCCUCAGCCAGGCAAAGCCCACCUCUUUGAAGUCCUGGAUACUCUCCAGCAGGAGCUGGCAGCCUGCGAGCUCUUACAGAGCCAGCCCGUGGAGAAGGCCCAGAGCCGCCAGUCCGUGUCCAACCCUCUGGUCAUCUCCUGCUGA